GCGACUAGAGACAAGUCGCUGUCAUGCCAAUUCUGCAACAGGAGCUUCGGACGCUCUGAGCAUCUGAAACGUCACAUCUUGACACACNNACCAGAUCCCGAGAGUACCAAUGUCGAGUGUGUAGGAAAGCUUUCUUCAGAAAGCCCAUUGAUAGUCCAAAGGGAUGCUCUUUCUCGACAUGAACAUACGCACCAGAUACCGGGACCAACCCUCCUCCAACGUGGUGGUAGAGCUUGCAUAGCUUGCGCAUCAUCAAAGACUCGGUGCUCAGGAGUAGCACCAUGCACAAGAUGCCAACAACGAUCGUUACAAUGCAGUUAUCCUGAAGUUUCGUCGAAUGAAGACAAUCUGAUGGAAGCUCGGAGAAACAGUUCUCAUAUAGAUCAAGAUACAACAAGAAUCAAUCCAGAAACCAGAUCUGAAGCAUUAAUUGGACAUCCUUCCGACCAGGCCACUUGUACCGCGCAACAAGCUCCUCAGGAGAUUUCACCAUAUGGAAUGGUUCCAAUAUCGCAUGCCGGUCAUAUACUGUCGCAGAUAGACCUUUCGACAUCACAAUUCGAAGGCCCAGCACAUAUCAUAAUGAACAGCACAGAUCAAUACCAAGAGACACACAGCGCGACAGGACUUUAUCCUUCAUUGCCGAUCAACUAUACUGCGAUCAACUGGCUUGGGUUCGAAGAUGGGCUUGGCAUGACUGGAUCGCUGGAUCAUGAAUGGCAGUACCCUGAUCAUAUGUUCAACUUCUAUAUACCUGCUAGUGAUACUCACAGUAUCACUCAAGUGUCUCCCGCUGCCUCUAGGGAUCUCGAAACAGCAACUGGUGGCUCUUCUACUCGCCCUGACGCUAUUGCGACAACGCCUCAGGAUGCAGCCACGACAAGUACCUUGGGUACGGAUGAAACUCCCGCAACGCCUGGACAAUUCUACGCGGAUGGAGGAACAGCUCGACUCCCGCGGAUGAAGAAGCGAAGGGCUAUGUCAAGCUAUGCAGUCCACGAGCAUUCGAGGAAGAAAUUCUCAAUGUUGCUACCUGCAAGUUUGACAUUCUCACCCUCUGAUGACCACUGGCUUGACGAUCAAGGCUAUGCUGAUCUCCAAUCGCAUUACUCAAACUUCUGCACCUCAGCUGUAACAACCUUCGCGCCAUUUGAGAACGUCGAGUUUCCUCAUAAAACCCUGUUUGACUAUUUGUGUGGCCUUUAUAUCGAGAACUGCAGCUCGAUUCUUCCGUUUCUCCAUGUUCCAACACUGAGGCUGCGAAGACACCAUCCUCUUCUCAUUCUGGCUAUGGCCGCUAUAGGCAGUCAUUAUCUCAAGGAUCAGAAUGUGAGUCGAUUUGUACUCUCGAUGCAUGAAUUUAUGCGGAGAAUCCUGUUCUUCGCUCCUGAGUCUUCGGAUGGUUUUCGGCUGGAUCUUGCGACCCAAUACCAGAUCACUUUGCUGCAUGCUGUCGGUGCCACAUACUGUGGUGAUGAAAAUCUGAGAGAUCAUGCUUUUUCCCUCAGGCUGAGGCUUGCGACAUUCUUCUUCAGUGUGAACAGCUCACAAGUGACAACAGCCGGAGCACAGGACGAUUGGCAUCGUUGGGUUGAGAGGGAAUCGUCACUUCGUCUGCGGCACUGCACAUGGCUUAUGGACUGUAUGUGGUCGUUCCAAUUUCAAACACAAACGAUACUCUCGCUUAGUGAUGCAACGCUUGCACUACCGGCGGACGAGAAAAUAUGGAAUGCUACUUCAGCACCUCAAUGGAACCAACUCAUGCGUAACAGGGAGGAUCUGAAGGAUUUAGCUUCAUCUGUUGACGAACUGUACAUCUCUAAGAAAGUUAUGGCGGAUGCCGGUGAGUUUGCUCGUAUACUGCUAAUCUACGGGCUCCAUCGGCGUCUGUCAGAAGUCGCAGUCUAUCACAGUCAGAAGCUGUCGCAUUGGGUUUCGAAGGCACAGAAUUCAGCAGAGACUGCAGUCAUACCAGACACCCCUAUCUGGCUUCCCUCACUUCCUGUGUUUAGACAGUGGCAGAAUCUCACAUGCGAUAGUUUGGACGUCUUACAUUGGACAGCCAACGCCACAAUCGGAGAAGCAAGCGGAUUUGAACAUCCCACCGUCUUGCAUCUGCAUCUUGCUCGAGUCGUCUUGCUUACGCCUAUCCGAGAAAUUGUGAACCUUGCACGCUAUCUUGCUGGCGACAAAGGCGCAAAAUCGGAGGCUGGGGUGAUGGUAGAUCGACAAGCUGUUCAUCGAUGGGCUAUACAGCAUCAGUAUAAGGCACGAUUGGCGGCUAUUCAUGCAGGCGUGGUUUUCUGGCAUGUGCGAAGGUUUUCGGCAAACGCAUUCUAUGAGCCCACGGCUGUCGCCCAUGCAGCCCUAGUGCUCUGGUCCUUUAGUGCGUUCUCUUGGAAGACAGCACCACCGCCCGAUCUGCUGGACGAUGAAUUUCCUCAUGCCGCACCUGCAGAUUCGACUAUCGAGACAGACUGUAAUACUUCGGACAGCGAGAGCUCGUCAGACACCAUCAUCCUUCUCGAUCGUCCAGCAGACGACGAGAUUGUACAAGAGUUUGUUCUGAAUGGUCCUCGAAUGAGGGCUAACAUGACGGGGGUCGGUGACUUGUAUGGCGAGAAAGGACCAGAGCGUGUGGUGAGGGAGGGAUCAAAGAUACUCAAAACGUUGGGCUGCUGGCGUGUCUGGGAGUCUUGGGCAAAAGUGUUGGACAGGCUGGUUGUUGUCUGUAAGCGCGAGAGGAAACGAGCCAAAGAGGCGACUGCGUCGAAUGGUCAGGCCACGUCAGUCUCGAGCACGAGAGAAACUGGCGAA
Messenger RNA from Aureobasidium vineae, 2817 nucleotides. NCBI's taxonomy places the organism in Eukaryota, Fungi, Ascomycota, Dothideomycetes, Dothideales, Saccotheciaceae. The record is from the annotation of a GenBank genome assembly.